Molecule: messenger RNA, 991 nt
Organism: Liolophura sinensis
Lineage: Eukaryota; Metazoa; Mollusca; Polyplacophora; Chitonida; Chitonidae
Product: complement C1q-like protein 4
Exons: 2
Coding region: 72-719 (215 amino acids)
Molecular function (GO): protein binding
Source: RefSeq, a predicted model, not a curated record
CGCUUCUCACUGCUUCACAGUCAGUGAGAGCAUAAGGGUGUUACCGGUAACAGUGUUACUAGCGUGAUAAGAUGGCUCGGGGAAUUCUUGGACUGAUUGCAUCCUUGGCUCUUGCUAUACAGUUCACCAAUGGCGCACAAAGUGAUAGUAAUGCUUUUACAGAAAUCCUGUCCUCAUUAAGCUCGCAACUGUCCACCUCGUGUGACACUGUCGGCAUCGUGACUCAGGUUUUAAUACGAGAAAUUGAACAGAGAGUCAAACUGCAAGAAAAUGUCGAGACUCGACUUGCGAAACUGGAAGAAAAGGUUGCAAAGAACGAGAAAGUCCCUUUGAUCGCCUUCUCGGCCAGAGUAGAGCCACACAUCAGGGGCCUUACCAAGCAGCAAAAGGUAGCUUUCUCCGACGUCGUCACGAACCUAGGCAACGCCUACGAUCCGGUGACCAGCGAGUUUAGGUGUCCAGUGUCCGGCCUGUACCAUUUUGAGGUGACCAUUCUCAGUGAACCAGGGGAGAGAAUCGAGACAGAACUGAUGGCCGCUGGCGUGUCAGCCAUGAAAAUUUAUUCUGGAGCAGUGACAUAUUUCGGAUCUGGUGGAAAUUCAGUGUUGCUGCAGCUGAACAAGGAUGAUCGCGUGUUUGUCCGUCUUCAUCUCAGUACUGGCUCUAACAUUCACAGAAUGUGGAGUACAUUUGGAGGCCAUCUUGUUCAACAGAUCUAAUCACCAAUGUUAAAAAGAAAAAUUAUGUGCUGUUGUUCGAAUUUUCAAUAGAGAUGGAUCACAUUGUAUUACAGCCACGUGAUAAUCAUUUAAAGUGAAGUCAUUCUGUGAGUUAAAUCGAACAAUUCAAGCCUAUCGUCUUUCAAUGACCCUUUGUGUCAUAUGUGAGCGUUAAGUGUAAACCUUUGCAGACUGUCUCUCUUCUUAAAUACUUUAUGUAAGUGAAAAUCCACCAGAAAAACUUUGAAUCUUAAGAUCUGUUUACCAAUCAA